This is a messenger RNA of Liolophura sinensis, 6346 nucleotides long. Its product is annotated as transient receptor potential cation channel subfamily V member 5-like. Gene Ontology annotation, cellular component: plasma membrane. NCBI's taxonomy places the organism in Eukaryota, Metazoa, Mollusca, Polyplacophora, Chitonida, Chitonidae. Gene Ontology annotation, biological process: calcium ion import across plasma membrane. The record is from RefSeq and is a predicted model, not a curated record. The transcript has 16 exons. Bases 352 to 3465 code for a protein of 1037 amino acids. Gene Ontology annotation, molecular function: protein binding; calcium channel activity.
GCUCUGGGCAAGAUCGAUUAGGCCUGAGGGUGCGAGAGUUGUUCCGCCGUUGCGAAUACCUAGACAGGGCCACACAGAAACAUGGUGCUUUCAUUCUGGGAAGCCCUGAAUCGCACAAACUUCACACAUCACUGACUAAAGUUAUAUUUACCUACAACUCCUGCCUAAAUAGGGCAUAUGAAGGAUGAAGCAAGAGAAGGCUAGACAUGUUGUCCUCUAGGCUUUGAGCAAGGGUAGCAUUCAUCUGUGUUCUUGUUGAACUGAAACACCACAUCUCUUUUCUCUGUUGUUGCUAUAAUAUGCACAACUUUUGGUUUCUCUUCAAUGACAAAGAUUGAGAUUUGACCAUAAAUGGUGGAAUCACUUCUGCUGAGUAAUAUAGCCAUGGGGAACCUGUGCAACUCCAGUCCAAAGCUGGACCCAGAUUCAGCAUGGAAAGAGCAAAACAAGGAGUCCAAGGAGAAUCCUAUGUACAAAUUUGCUGACCUGGCGAAAGGUGGAUGUCUUGUGAAAACCUUUCAGGAUGCCUUUCAGCGUCAUGGGCGAGAUGCAGCUGACAAAGCAGUCCAAGAGUUUGCUUUGAGAGAAAUAGCCAUGCUGUUGUAUAACGGGGGCAAAGGAAAGACUGUCACACGCGCUGAUUUCAUACAUUGGAAACAUCGAUGUGCUUUAAAAAGAAAAGGGGCUUCCAUAAUGAAUUUUGUUUCUGACCAGUCAGUAAUUAUGGAUUACAAGGAAGAUGAGUUUAAUAAGAUAGAGGACCACGAGGUCUGCUGGAACCUUGAUCACAGAGGGGCUGUUGGGGAGACACCUUUACAUCUUCUCUUCCUCAUGGACUCCUACAUGCACACUGAGGUUGGUUACCUUAUCCUCGACCUUUACCCAAAGCUGGCAGUGGAUAUCUACGAGGGGGACGAGUAUUAUGGAGAGAGUUGCCUACAUAUUGCCAUUGUUUAUGGUAACUUUGAGCUUGUGAAAAGACUUGUUGAAUGUGGUGCUAAUGUCAACCAAAGAGCUACAGGUCAGUUUUUCCUACCUGAAGAUCAAAAGCGAGGCAAGAAGAAAAAACAAACCAACUAUGAUGGUUAUGCUUACUAUGGAGAAUACCCACUGGCGUUUGCAUGUUGCUUUGGUAACCGCGAAAUGUAUGAUUACCUGCUGGAUCACGGUGCUGAUCCUGAUUACCAAGACUCAUUUGGCAACACUGUUCUUCAUAUGGCAGUCAUUGCCAAUCAAGUUGAAAUGUACAAGUAUGCAUUUCAACAUCACAAGAAGCCAGCCAAACCAGCUUUGAAGAAUAAUGCCAAACUGACACCUCUCACUCUUGCCAGCAAACUUGGGAGACAUGAAAUAUUUUUAGAGAUGUUGGAAUUAAGCAGUGUGGUGAGCUGGCACUACAGUAACAUCAAAUGUUCAGUUUACCCCCUGGCUCCCUUGGACACUAUAAGUCCUUCAGGCAACACUAACUGGCAGUCGGCACUGUGGUUUAUUAUCAAUGGUGAGACAGAUGAGCACCUGGACAUGCUUGAAGGAGGGGUGAUACGCCAACUAUUGGAGGAGAAGUGGAAGACAUUUGCGGCGAGGCGUUUUUUCCAACGUUUGGCAUUGGCAUUAUUUCACUUGAUCAUGGUCAGCAUAAGUGUGUAUUUAAGGCCUGCUGACAAACUUUUACAAUACAGAGGAGCUGUAGAUGUGGCUCGUUACACUGCUGAAAUCAUUACUGUUAUUGGCUGUGCUUCCAAUACAGUGUUGAGCCUAAAGGAGAUUCAUUCCCAACGCUUCAAGGGCUUUAUUGGCAACUGUAAACAUGCCCCUGCCAAGACUAUCUUCCUUGUAUCCUGUAUCCUGAUGAUACUGUGCCUCCCAUGCCGACUGCUGAGCUUGGCUGUGGAUCCGUAUCAAUGCCAGCAGGUGGAGGACACCCUAAUGAUCAUUGCUGUGCCUUGUGCCUGGGUCUUCCUGCUUUUCUUCGCCAGGAGUGUAAAAUUAACAGGUCCUUUUGUCACUAUGAUCUACAAAAUGUGCACGGGUGACUUGUUCAGAUUUGGCAUCAUUUAUGCCAUUUUCUUGAUUGGCUUCACACAAGGGUUUUACUUUCUGUUCCGUGAUAUAGAGGAUAAGAGCAUCACCAGUUUUGACACCUUACCCACCACUGUAAUGACCUUGAUCCAGAUGACCUUGGGAGAGUUCAGGUAUCAAGAGUUUGACUAUACCCACUAUGCCUUCCUGACGAAGCUGGUGUUUGGCGUCUUCAUGGUGUUUGUUCCAAUCCUUCUCUUGAACAUGUUGAUAGCCAUGAUGGGGAACACAUACCAACAGGUGAUCUCAAAAUCAGAGAAAGAAUGGCGAAGACAGUCAGCUAAAAUUGUGAUAGUUUUGGAGCGUGCCUUCCACAAGGAUGAUCUGCAGCGAUAUCAGGAGCGGUACUCUGUGAAGAUGGGAAGUCCGGCCAAUGAAGAUGGAGAAAAGGCAGAGAAUGAGGGUCAUCGCAGAGGCAUUAUGGUCAUCAAGGCAUGCAAUAAGACAAAGGCCAAGCAGAGGAAAGGGGCUGUUAAUCACUGGAAGAAAUUUGGCCGGGAAGUUAUGCGUCAAAUAAAGGAACAGAAGAAAGAAGGGAAACAUGGCCCUAUUGAACUGAAAACACGGAAAAGGCGCUCUAGGCAUAAACGUUCUCGCAGUCAAGAUAAAAUGGAUGAUGAUCGACCUAGCUCUGGAGAUUCUACCAGGUUAUCGAGGAAUAUUUUCUCUGCGGUUGACCAAUUAGCAUGGGAGAGGAAAUUAGACUACCAGCAAGGCCAGUCCCUGGAGAAACACGUCAGUCAGAUGACCAUACCCGUGUAUGAUACAGAGGACGAUCUAGCAGACAAUGGGGCAUUGAUCAGUGACAAGAAACCACCCAUCGACAAGCGCAAGAGAAAGAGUCACAAGACCCCAACAGGCAGCCCCAAGAGCCGGCGACCACACCGUAACCAGGUGCAGCCUAUUGUGCAAGAGUACUCGGAAGGUUCACCUGCUCACGGUGGACAUGACUCCCAAUUGGUGUCAAUUCCUUCAGAAACCACUCUGGAUAUUGUCACUCUUGGAGAGGGGGAACGAUUUGUCACCAAGACUAGCAGGCUUACAAACACUGUGAGUUCAGAGGCUGCCGACUCUCAUGCUGAGGUCAUGGCUUAUCCCGACAGUGCCUCGGGCAAAGCAGCAACGAAUGAGGGAUGUGCUGAUGGUGAGCGCAGUGUCGGGUCAGCUGUGUCGAGGGGCUCAGCCAUUUCUGAGGGCUCCAGUCGCAGCCAUGACUCUCCUCACCGCAGAAAGAAGAAAAGGAGGAAGGAGAAAAAGGAUCGAGGGGGAGGUACAAUGGUAUCUCAGACAAGUUUGAACGCCUCGUUGACCUCAUUAAUAAUGGCGCAGGGGAAUGUGCAUUGUCUCAACGAUAACAGAGGGGAUACUGAAGACACACCUGUGUGAAGAAUGGUUCACAUAUUGUUGUCUCUUUACCUGGCUUUUGCAUGAGAUGGUAUUAUCAGUUGGUACAGUUUGUGAACUUUGCGGUGGAAUAUGACCAUAAUUCAGAUUAAUAUGGCCAUAAUUCAGGUGUUGGUGUUAAUGAUUGCAGAGUGUAUAACAUUUAUUCUUAUACUCGUGGUAACAUGUUCAAAAUAAUGAAUGAAAGAAUUAAGGAAUGAAAUAUACACUCAUCUAUUUGAAAUUAAAUUUGAGCUGAGUCACGUAGAAAAAACUGUAGGAUAUGGAAAUGAAUGUGUGUAGGGUAGAGAGUUUUCUCACUGCUAACAAGCAAAGACGAGUAUAAUACAUUCCAUUGAAAAAACACUAGUAUGGGGAUUUUUUGUGGUUGUAUUUACCUUUAUAGGCAAUAUUUUGAUGUAACAGUUUAUAAUUAAAAUCAUUUUUCAGAAUAAAUUGUUUUAGGUGAUAUACAUCUCUUUACCUACAAUUGUUACAGGUAGGCAAAAACUUGUAACUGCUUAUCUUUUGAACUGUAUUUUUAUUAACUUUAUUGUUAGGCAUAUGUUACCUUUGUUUUGAAUCAUAUUGCAAGCUAAGGCUAAUCCGUCCAGGUUGACAUAUUGUGGUGUAAUAUGAUUUUCACUUUUCAUGAAAAUUUUCAUGGAGUAAAAUAGGUUUUUUAUCAUUAUUGGAUAUAAAUAUAAUUUGGCAUAGUACAAUAUCAGUGAUAAAAAUAUUUGUAAAUGUUAUUUGUAAGCAGAUAUUUUAGAUGUAAUGGAAUUGUUAAAAAAAAUCAGGACAUAUAUUAAUUAGGUAGUAUUUCAUCUUAUAAGAGUUGAAGUUAUUCAAAGUAAAUUAUUUUUGCCCUAAUUGUGGAUAUACCACAAGAAACAUUUCUGUAUAAAUAAGACACAAAUUGCUUUUAAUUUGUAAUUGUUAGGGAUAAUUGUUGGAUUUCUUUUGAAAACGGAAUUGUUACAGACGUCCCAUAGGGUUUAGCAUACAUGUAAUUACGUUAUAUUUGGGACAUUGUCCAUUUUGGUUUCUGAUUUACAUCAGCAAAUAUAAUUUGAGUGCAAGUAUUUGCAACUAGAGCAUGUAUAAGGAAAAAUUGUUGCAUGUUGGUGUUCAAUACCAUUUCUGUUUUUCAGGUGAAAUAUUAUUUGAAGUAUAUGUACUUAAAAGGCUGAAAUUUAGUUUUGGCUGCAGUUCAUUUUGUGAAGGUGUAGACACCUUGCGUUUUGAGAAGCAAUGAAAAGUUCCAUGACAAAGGCAAAAACAUGUAUAUAGGGUAAUCCGAAUGUCAUCGUCUGUAGUGUGCAACUUUCUUGAACUGCAUAAAUGUCUGUUAUCCCAUUUCAAGUUCUGUAUAACAGCUGGCUGAUAAUUUUAAGGACAGAUAACUUGGCAUGGUAAACCAUGUUGUUUUUCUGAAUCUUUAAAUAGCCAGCACAUGUAGGCAGGCAUGCAUGCAUGAUACUCAGUGUUCCACAUUUGUGGGUUCUACUAUAGUCUUAGAGCAAGAGAAAUAUAACCACUGUCAAAGUAUUGCUUUUUUAUCCAACAUUGUGAGUAGAUAAAAAAAAGGUGAGCAAAACCUUUCUGGCAACUAGAUGGGAAAUCUUCCCACGGUGGUGCAGUAACCCUAAUGCAGCAUAAUUUUUUCAUACUUGACUGUAAAUUGUUAAACAACAUGCCUGUGAACCAUUGGAAUGGUGUGAUUCAUAGUUCUUGUUUUAUCAGAAAUCAAAAGGUAAGGUCAGAAGCAGACAUUGCCGUUUUAAGGCAUAUUCCUGUGGAGAAUUACAAUCAUGAUAAAAAUUUAUGGAACCAAAAUUAUUUGUGCAUAUUUCAUAUCAAGUCAGUGUUGCAAGCAAAUCUGAAUGUUGGUUUAAGUUAUGAAAUUUUUUUGAAAAGUGAAAUAUGAAAUUUUCGUUCCUAGUACCAUUGAUUGCACAUUUUUUAAUUAUGUUUUUAAUUAUUUAAUCAUGUUUAUGUGUCCAAGCUAUAUAUAAAUAUCACAAUAUCCAAACAUCACAAUAAAUAUGCAUGGAGGAUAGUUAGAUGGAUAGAAGAUUACAGUAGCUCUGCUUAUUAUUUGAAGAUGCUAAUACUAUUUGCUGAAAUAGUUUUCAACUAUUACAUGAUGUUACAUUGUAAUUUCUUUUCAUCAGCAAUUUGUUAUAUACCGGUACUAGUAACAACUUCAAUCGGAAAUGCCAGGGAAACUCAUUCCAAAAAAGUUUAUCACUGUGAUGGUUAAUGGCUAGAGCAAGAUUGAGACGAUUUCCCAGUUAGAUGUUGAAUUCAGUACAACAGUUAUUAACCCAAUUAAUCUUGCUGAGGGAAAAUUUGAGACAACUGGAAAUACUGAAUGACACCAUCCUUAGGUUGGGAAUAAUGGGGUUCUUUUUUGUGCUGGUCUUGCCAAGUAUCAUGGGCAUUAAAUAAAGUUUAAAGUAUCAAUUGUCCAUAUAUAAAUGUUGAGAAUAUCCAGUGCAUUAAGAGUAAGAGAUGGAGGUAUUAUUUAUUUUUUCUUUUUGCAAGAAAGUAGUGGUUUUAAUGGAUAUGACAAAGUUUUAUGUUAAAACUUUUGGAUGUUGUGUUACUGUGCAUUCUGUAAACUGACUUUACACAUGUGAUAUGAACAUUUAGAUUUCCAUACCCAAGCAUUUCAGGGGAAUGUUUAUUAAGAUUUGUAUAUUUUGUUAUAGACCAAUAAUGCAUAUCGUUGUUUGUAGCUAAUUGCUUUGUCUUUUUGUACAAAUGAUAUAUAUGGUUAUCUUAUUAACCUUGUACUGACGACAUUCCUGUAAGCCUAUACCAGAUACAUGGGUAGGUCAGAAAUGACAUUGAAUAAAUUCAAUAAUUGUAAAUUAAU